Messenger RNA from Funneliformis mosseae, 1407 nucleotides. Lineage: Eukaryota; Fungi; Glomeromycota; Glomeromycetes; Glomerales; Glomeraceae. The record is from the annotation of a GenBank genome assembly.
AUGCCUCGUAACCUCCCUGCUGACUGCUUAAAUGAAAUUUUUGAAUAUUUGGAAGAUGAUGAUUUACAGUCGUGCUUACUUGUAAGCCGAUUUUGGUGUGAAACUUCUGUUCAAAUUUUUUGGAGAGAAAUUCAAAAUUUUAAUACUUUACUCAUUUGUCUUCCUAAUAAUUCAAAAACUAUUUUAUCUGAGAAUGGAGUUACAAUUUCGGCCUCAGCUUCAAGACCCCCAUUAUUUCAUUACACGGUGUUUAUCAAGAGUCUUUGGAUUGAUGAAAUUUGUCAAUCAAUUAUAAGAUUUAUUCUUCCUAUUUAUCAUCAUAUUAAUAUGGAAGACUUUGAAAAAAAUCAACAUUUUAUCGUGAUAGCACGAGAAAUAUUUAAAAUGUUAAUGAAUCAAACCUCUCUUAAACAUUUAUGCUUUUUCACUCGUAAAAACUUAAACUUACCAUGUUUCAACUAUCCUGGAGAAGAUGAUUGUUUAAGAGAUCUUACUGAAUUGAAGUGUGGUUCAGAUCUUUAUCCUGAUAUUUUUUAUAAACUAUCUCAACUUUGUCACAAUUUACGAUCACUAAAGAUAAUUUUUGGAAAUAGCGUCUCAAAUGGAUUAUCAGAAUUAGUUUCUGUUCAAAAACAUAUAAAGUGCUUGGAGUUGAACUUUUGUGAUUUAUGGGCAAAUAAAAGUCAACCAUUUACAAAUUUUCCUAAUACAUUAACCAAGUUAUGUAUAUCUCAAGGACGUUAUCGUAUACCAUGGUCACUCAUUUCGAAACUUUCGAAUUUACAAGAACUUUCAUUAGCAUUAUCUAACGAAAUAGGUGGUUUAAAAGAUUUUAAAAAACUUCAACAUUCUGUCUUUCCGCAAUUGCAGAUUUUAAAAUUUGAAAGUGGAUGUCCAGAUGGUGAAUAUCUAAUUAAAUUCUUGGAAAAUAAUGGAAAGAAUUUAAAUGAUCUUAUUCUUUGCAAAAUUAUUGAUGGCACAUUAAAUUUGGAUAUAGGCAAAUUUUGUCCAAAUCUAAGGUCAUUAUGCACUGCAUUUCCAGAUGGAGACAUAAAAUCACUAAAAGUGAUUUUUAAUGCUUGUCAACAAUUAGAAACCAUGAAGAUGAUUUUUGGUGAUUUCCUUGUAAAUGAGCGUGAAUUAUUAGAGAUUGUUGUAGAAUUUUCACCUAAAAAGUUUUAUAAUUUAUCAGUUUAUUUGGGAGUUCUAGUAUUUCCGGAAACAACAUUUCAAUGGGGAUUAAGGUCUAUCUUGGAACGCUGGGCGAACAGGAAACCAUGUAUUCCACUUUCUUUGUCUAUUAAAUCGAAUUCAAAAAUGGAUAUAAAACUGUCAAAAAGUAAUAUCAAAAUAAUUGAAGAGUUUAAAAAAUUGGGCGCCAUUAAAAAAUUCAAAAUUAAAAUUUAA